Alternaria incomplexa is the source of this 1410-nucleotide messenger RNA. RefSeq lists its product as uncharacterized. The record is from RefSeq and is a predicted model, not a curated record. NCBI's taxonomy places the organism in Eukaryota, Fungi, Ascomycota, Dothideomycetes, Pleosporales, Pleosporaceae. Gene Ontology annotation, molecular function: phosphoric diester hydrolase activity. The coding region runs from base 1 to 1410 and encodes 469 amino acids. Gene Ontology annotation, biological process: lipid metabolic process. The transcript has a single exon.
AUGCCUUCCAAGGGUGUAAGAUGUUUCACCUACAUCGCGGUGGAUGGAGUCGAGGUUGAGUACACGGUACCAAGGGGCAAUGUCAAAAGAGGCGACCAACACCAGUUCCUCCACGAUCAUCUCGAAGUAGAGUCAUCCAACUUGCCCCAUUUCAAGUUCACCGGCAACUUCGAAUUCAUCGUUCGCCAGGAUGGCCGCGAGCUCACAAAACAAUGGGUUGCAAUCAACAGCAUGACAGGCAAGUUAGAAGACGGAUCAAUGGUCAACAUGGAACAAACACCCAGCAUCUUCGCCAAUGACCUUGUCAUUUCUUACGGAUUCUACGACGCCGGACCAGGUCUCGCCGAGCUACCAAAGCAACACCAAUGCUACGUGACCGUCACAAAGAACUACGAGAACUGGAUGCGCGACAUCAUACCCCAAGGCUCAGACAAGUCCAACCGCCCCUUCCACAAAAUGGUCCUCCCCUCCGCCCACGACAUCGGUAUGAACAACAUGUCGAGCAGUCUCUCCCUCCUCAAAAACGCCGGCACAGGCAUCAUCAAAGAAGUCCUCGGCCGCAGUCUUCCCCACGCCCUCACCAUCAUCAACAAAGUCGGCGACGGCGCCAUAAACCGGAUCGCACCAGACAUCAUCCGCGCACUAGCCAUAACCCAGAAAGACACGCUCGACACUAUCCUCAAGAUCGGGGCGCGCUACUUCGAGUUCCGCCCCGCGAAAUGCCACCGUCAGAUGCAAAAAGUCAGUCCCUUGGAUGAUACCUGGUAUUUCCAACAUGGCGCCAUACCAGGGAUGCCGUAUCGCGUGCUACUCGAUCACAUCACGCGGUUUCUAGUCGACCAUAAAGACGAAAUCAUUGUUGUGCACAACCGAUGGGAUGGCGUGCCAGGCGACUGUCCCCGGCCUAACGACGACGAACUACGAGAUGCGCUCAACGAUAUCCUGCGCGAUAAAGAUCUUAAAGCGGGGAACCAGGACGACAUGAUGCACAAAACCAUCCACGACCUCCGCGAGUCAAAUACCCGCCUUAUCAUCCUGAAAGACUGCGGCCAAGCUUCAAACUACGACGACGCUGCAAAUGCUACUCUGACUGGUGACUCCAUGGUCGAGAAACUGUCUUCCAUGUGUGAAGAUCCGCCUAGAGGCCACCCUAUUACGUUAUUGCAGUGCCAGGCCACGGCAACGAACAUUAGGGAUGUGAUUAUUGCUAGUGUGCUUGAUUCGGAUGUUAGUACCAGUCCGAUAUUAGCCACGAAACCGGUGUGUGAUCAUAAGAUCUUACCGUUGUUGAAGGGGGAUGUGGGGAGGAAGUUGAUGAGGGAGGAGGGGGUGGUGGUGAUUCUUAAUGAUUUCUUUGAUGGGGCGACGGCGGAUGUGGCGGUGGGGUUGUGUAGGGAGAGGUUGGGGUAG